UGGGUUUAGAAGUGCUGCUUAUAGAUUUCAAUAAGAAGAGAUCAGAGUCUAGAUGCUGGUGUUGGAGAUGAAGAUGGAGGCUUGGAUGGAGCCUGAGUGACGAUCAAGAGGCGGAGAUGGGGAGGAGGUUGGUUGCAUGAAGGCAUCUGCGAGGGAUGAGAAGUGAAAUUUAAAGUACAUGAGGUGAAGCCUGGCAAAAACAUGACUGGAUUAGACCAGUGAUGUCCCAAUCAACUUGACAGAGUGAAAAAGUGGAAUAAAUGAAAAAAAAAAGAAAAAAAGCAGAACUUCAGUAAAGUAAAGUUGAUUGGAUCAGCAGUGAGCAGAAAUGGCAUCUUGGCUUGGACUGUUGCUGAUGAUGUGUGGAGUAUCUCAUGGUGUGGAAACUUACUGUGAUGGCAGACAGAAUGGGACCCAAUGUUAUGGAGCUUUGGGAGGAACUGUGAACAUCCAACUGAUGAGCCAAAUCUUAGAAAUACCCAGAUAUCAGCUGUUCAGAAAUUCAGUAAAAAUACGAGAUGUCAAAAAUAAUACAGUUCUUCCUAAUGUCACAGAACAUAGGCUGCUCUUUGUUCGCAGUAAUGUAACAUUUAGGAUCAAUAAUCUCAACAAGAAUGACAGUGGUAAUUAUACCCUUCAAUUCUUUUGUUCAGAUGGAACAUUAUCAGGUCUGUGGACUCUACGGUUGUUUAUUCAAGCUCCUGUGUCCUCUGUCCUGCUGGUCUCUGAGUGUCUGUCCCAGGGAGAGAUGAGGGUGUCCUGCUCCUCUGAGGGAGGGGACAGUCCUCAGUACAGCUGGACUCUGGAUGGACGCACACUGACAGAUGCUGAGCUUUCUGUAAAUAAUGAAACUAACAACAUCACUCUGAAACAGAACGUCUCAGGAUGUCUGGUCUGCUCAGUCAGGAACAACGUCAGUGAUGUCUCCAAAGAACAGUGUAUAGCUACCUGUGAAGCAGAUUUUUUGCCACUGAUCAGUGGUGUGGUUUCAGCACUGCUCAUUUUAUUAGUUGUGGGUGUAGCACUUGUUUGUGUUCAGAGGAAAAAACAAAAGAACAAAUCAACAAAAAAAGCAGAGAAAGAAGACCAAGAAGUAAUGUAUGCUGAUGUUAGGGUCAUGCAGCAGCAGGGCAAGCCAGUGGAUGAAGGAGGAGAAAAGGUGUUGUAUGGCCAAGUCAAGUUUUCAUAGUGAUCUCAUCACUCUGAACAGGAUUGUGAUUGAACAGGCGUGUUUAUAUGUCAACAUUCCCCAAAAAAUCAGUGAUGUCAAAAUGCAUAAAUGUCUUUUCGCUUGAUUUCCUAUCAGAAAAAUAUAAACCAUCAAAACGUAUGAAUACUGA
Messenger RNA from Oreochromis aureus, 1340 nucleotides. RefSeq names its product hepatocyte cell adhesion molecule-like. Lineage: Eukaryota; Metazoa; Chordata; Actinopteri; Cichliformes; Cichlidae. The record is from RefSeq and is a predicted model, not a curated record. The coding region runs from base 329 to 1189 and encodes 286 amino acids. The transcript has 6 exons.